Molecule: messenger RNA, 917 nt
Organism: Plectropomus leopardus (leopard coralgrouper)
Lineage: Eukaryota; Metazoa; Chordata; Actinopteri; Perciformes; Serranidae
Source: RefSeq, a predicted model, not a curated record
UGUAAAUUCUGUAUAUAUGAGAGGACAUUAUGAAAAGCUUCAAAGAUUCUUGAGUGUUAAAUUUUCACUUUAUUUCUCACAGAGAGACGCUUGUCCAGGAUGCUUCCUGUUUCCAUAUAUGGCGCUAGGCUGUCUUCCUGUGUCCUCACGUCCUCACAUGUUAUAAAUGUCUCAGUUUGUCCCUCAGACUCUGAACUGGAUCAUCUGUCAGUAAACAUCUGCAGGAUGUGCGUGUCCAGAUGUCUGCGGUGUGUUUCUGUCUCCCUGGUUGCCAUGGCAAUAGUCUGUAUACUGUCCAACAUCCUGCUGCUGCUUCCUGACCUGAAGAUCCACUUCCUGUUGGAGGGUCAUGUGACCAGAGAGGCCACCUGGACCUCGGGCCUGUGGGGCUCUGGGCUCCUGGUUCUUCUCGCAGCUCGACGGUUUGACCGGAGCAGCCGGACCCAAGACUGCUGGGCCUUCAGACGCAAGAUGUUGUCUCAUGUGAUGUCCUCCUGUGGGUGUCUAUUGGCUGCAGGGGUCUGCUGUUAUGUAUCUGCCACAGGUCUGUCUCAGGGUCCUCUCUGUUUGUACAACACCACCUCUGGUCCGUCCUGGGGCGUCCCGCUGCAGCCCGUCCCCAACCGUCAUACAGGGUACCUGAACAACAGGACUCUGUGGUCCAGCGUUUGUCUCGAGCCUCGCGGGGUUGUCCUCUGGAACCUGGUCCUGUUUGGCGUGAUGGGGGGAGCCAGCGGUCUGCAGACUGUCCUCUGUGCCGCCAACAUCCUCAACUCCCUGCUGGGACUAAUCCUGGGACAGGGCUUCUGCCACCACAAGGUCUGUCUCUGGUGUCUCUUGUCUUAUCCUGUUGUCUCUGCUGUCUCUGGUCUCAUCCCGGUGCCUUUGCUGUCUCCGGUUUCCAUCUGCUGUCUCCG